GCGGAGAUUUUGGGUUCAAACGUGGGGAUUUUGGGACACGUGAUGCAGAUGCAGAGUUUUGGGUUCAAAUGUGGGGAUUUUGGGACAGACGGCCGCCCCAUUUUGGGGCCAAACCGGGGGAUUUUGGGGCAGAAGGAUGCAAGAAUUUGGGGCCAAACCUCCAAAAUUUGGGACACGCGAUGGGGACGCGGAGUUUUGGGUUCAAAUGUGGGGAUUUUGGGGCCGUAGAAACACGACGUUUUGGGGCCAAAGCUGGGAUUUUGGGACACACAAUGGGGACACGGAGUUUUGGGUUGAAAACAGGGAAUUUGGGGGCAGAACGACGCCGAGAUUUGGGGCCAAACCUCGGGAUUUUGGGACACGGAGAUUUGGGGCCAAACGUGGGGAUUUUGGACAGACGGCCGCCCCAUUUUGGGGCCAAACCGGGGGAUUUUGGGGCAGCUGAGGGCAAAGCAGUGAUUGGGGGCAGAGGGACGCGCAGAUUUGGGGCCAAACUUUGGGAUUUUGGGGCAGAAGGAUGCAAGAAUUUGGGGCAAAACCUCCAAAAUUUGGGACACGUGGAGUUUUGGGGGUCAAACUUUGGGAUUUUGGGGCCGUAGAAACACAACGUUUUGGGGCCCAACUUUGGGAUUUGGGGCCACAGGAAUGCGACGUUUUGGGGCCAAACCGCGGGAUUUCAGCGCAGCGCAGCGGGAUGCGGAGAUUUUGGGUCGAAAUUGCAGGAUUUUGGGGCAGAGCGACGCCAAAUUUUGGGUAAAACCUCCAGAUUUCAUUACGCUUGAUUGGGACGCAGAGUUUUGGGGUAAAAUCCUGGGAUUUUGGGGCAGAAGGAUGCAAGAAUUUGGGGCAAAACCUCCGGAUUUUGGGACAUGCGAUGGAAAUGCGGAGUUUUGGGUCCAAACGCUGGGAUUUGGGGGCAGAAGGACGCAACAUUUUGGGGCAAAACCCGGCAAUUUUGGCUCCAACCCUCGGAAUUUUGGGACGCGGAGUUUCGGGGCCAAAGUUUUGGAUUUGGGGGCAGAACAACCCAACAUUUUGGGGCAAAACGCCGGGAUUUUGGGGCACACUGAGGACGCAGAGUUUUGGGUCGAAACACUGAGAUUUUGGGGGCACAACAUCACAACAUUUUGGGGUAAAACCUCUGGAUUUUGGGACACGCAAUGGAGGACGCGGAGUUUCGGGUCCAAACUUUGGGUUUUUUGGGGCAGAACAACCCAACAUUUUGGGGCAAAACCCGGCGAUUUUGGGUCCGACCCUCAGAACUUUGGGACGCGGAGUUUCGGGUCCAAACUUCAGGAUUUUGGGGCACAACAUCACAACAUUUUGGGGCCAAACCCAGCGAUUUUGGGACACGCGAUGGGGACGCGGAGUUUUGGGUCCAAACUUGGGGAUUUCGGGGCUCAACAUCACAACAUUUUGGGGCAAAACAUCCGGAUUUUGGGACAUGCGAUGGAGACGCGGAGUUUCGGGUCCAAACUUCGAGAUUUGAGGGCAGAAAAACCCGACAUUUUGGGUCCAAACGCCGGGAUUUUGGGACACCCUACAGAGAUGCGGAGUUUUGGGUGCAAACUCCAGGAUUUCGGGGUAGAAGGGCGAAACAUUUUGGGGCAAAACCCGGUGAUUUUGGGUCGGCGAACGUCAGAACUUUGCGACACACGAUGGGGACGCGGAGUUUCGGGCCCAAACGCCAGGAUUUUGAGGCACAACAUCACAGCAUUUUGGGGGUAAAACCUCCGGAUUUUGGGACACGCAAUUUAGGCGCGGAGUUUCGGCUCCAAACUUUGGGAUUUUGGGGCAGAACAACCCAACAUUUUGGGGCCAAACCCGGUGAUUUCAGGUCUGACCCUCAGAACCUUGGGACGCGCUGGGGACGCGGAGUUUCGGCUCCAAACUUUGGGAUUUUGGGGUACAACAUCUCAACAUUGUGGGGCAAAACCCGGCGAUUUUGGGUCCGACCCUCGGAACGCGGAGUUUCAGCUCCAAACUUUGGGAUUUCAGGGCACAACAUCACAACAUUUUGGGGCCAAACGCUGGGAUUUUGGGACACCCUACAGAGACGCGGAGUUUUGGCUCCAAACACCAGGAUUUUGGGGUACAACAUCACAACAUUUUGGGGCCAAACCCGGUGAUUUCAGCUGCAACCCUCGGAACUUUGGGACGCGGAGUUUCAGGUCCAAACUUCAGGAUUUCGGGGCAGAACAACCCAACAUUUUGGGGCCA
This is a messenger RNA of Lagopus muta (rock ptarmigan), 2220 nucleotides long. RefSeq lists its product as uncharacterized. The record is from RefSeq and is a predicted model, not a curated record. Lineage: Eukaryota; Metazoa; Chordata; Aves; Galliformes; Phasianidae. The coding region runs from base 1161 to 2129 and encodes 322 amino acids. The transcript has 3 exons.